CCGCUGGGCGAGGCGGGCGCGCCGUCGGGGUCCGCGCAGCAGCCGCCAUGCAGGCGCGCCGGGCCAAGCUCAAGAUCCCUUCACUGACCUUGGUGGACUUGUCACCUGGUAGCCAGAGCCCUACCUUGCUCAGUCCCUGCAGCCCGUGUAGCCCCUUGACUCUGCAUCCCUGCAGCUGUCGGAGCAGCAACCGGAAGAGCCUGGUGGUGGGUUCGCCUUCGCCCACCCUCUCCCGCCCGCUGUCUCCCCUCUCCGUGCCGACAGCUAGCAGCAGCCCGGUCAACAGCCCCCGCAACUUUGCUACCGGUGCUUCGGCGAGCUUCCCUUUCGCCCGCAGCCAUGCCGUCCCUCGGACAGACAGGGCCGAUGGACGGAGGUGGUCCCUGGCUUCUCUCCCCUCCUCUGGCUACGGGACCAACACACCCAGCUCCACCGUUUCGUCCUCGUCGUCUUCCUCGCAGGAGCGCCUGCACCAGCUGCCUUACCAGCCCACGCCGGAUGAACUCCACUUCCUCUCCAAACACUUCCGGAGCACAGAGAGCGUUGCCGGGGAGGAUGGGCGCCGCUCCCCCUAUUUCCGCCCUCGUUCCCGAAGCUUGAGCCCUGGGCGGACGAGUGGGACCUUUGACAAUGAGAUUGUCAUGAUGAAUCAUGUGUACAAGGAACGCUUCCCGAAGGCCACGGCCCAGAUGGAAGAGCGCCUGGCAGAGACCAUCGCCAGCUUCUCGCCCAGCGCCACCUUGCCCUUGGCCGACGGAGUCCUGGGCUUCAUCCACCACCAGAUCAUUGAGCUGGCUCGCGACUGCCUGGCCAAGUCCCAGGGGGCCCUCAUCACCUCCCGCUACUUCAUGGAGCUGCAAGAGAAGCUGGAGAAGAUGCUGAGAGAUGCACAAGAGCGCUCGGAGAGUGAGGAGCUGCGCUUCAUGGAACAGCUGGCCCGGAAACUACUGAUUAUCAUCUCCCGGCCGGCUCGGCUGCUGGAGUGUUUGGAGUUUGACCCGGAGGAAUUCUACCACCUCUUGGAGGCGGCCGAAGGCCACGCCAAGGAGGGUCAAGGGAUCAAGACGGACAUCCCGCGCUACAUCAUCAGCCAACUCGGACUCGCCAAGGACCCUCUAGAAGACAUUGUGCAGCUCGACCAGGUGGAUCCCAGCUCUCCUCCGGGACCGGAGCAGCUAGACGAUCUCCCCGAGCAGAACACGUCGUCGGCCCCCAUCUCUCGAAGGAAACCCUGCGAGAGCGACUUCGAAACCAUCAAGCUGAUCAGCAACGGAGCAUACGGGGCCGUCUACUUGGUGCGGCACAAGGAGACCCGCCAGCGGUUUGCCAUCAAGAAGAUCAACAAGCACAACCUGGUGUUGCGGAACCAGAUUCAGCAGGUCUUCGUGGAGCGCGACAUCCUGACCUUCGCCGAGAACCCCUUCGUGGUCAGCAUGUUCUGCUCCUUCGAGACCCGGCGUCACCUCUGCAUGGUCAUGGAGUACGUGGAAGGCGGGGACUGCGCCACGCUGCUGAAGAACAUGGGCCCCCUCCCCGUGGACAUGGCCCGGAUGUAUUUUGCCGAGACGGUGCUGGCGCUGGAGUACCUCCACAAUUACGGCAUCGUCCACCGGGACCUCAAGCCGGACAAUUUGCUCAUCACCUCCAUGGGUCACAUUAAGCUGACCGACUUCGGCCUGUCCAAGAUCGGGCUCAUGAACAUGACCACCAACCUCUACGAGGGACACAUUGAGAAGGACACGCGGGAAUUCGUGGACAAGCAGGUCUGCGGCACGCCGGAGUACAUCGCACCGGAGGUGAUCCUGAUCCAAGGCUACGGCAAGCCGGUGGACUGGUGGGCCAUGGGGAUCAUCUUGUACGAGUUCCUUGUGGGAUGCGUCCCGUUCUUUGGAGACACCCCGGAGGAGCUCUUUGGCCAGGUGAUCAGCGAUGAGAUCAUUUGGCCCGAAGGCGACGAUGCGCUUCCUGCUGACGCCCAGGACUUGAUCACCCACCUCCUGCGGCACUGCCCCUUGGAGCGCCUGGGCACAGGCGGGGCCCACGAAGUGAAGCACCACCCCUUCUUCCGCAACCUGGACUGGACCGGGCUGCUGAGGCAGAAGGCGGAAUUCAUCCCUCAGCUGGAGGCGGAAGACGACACCAGCUACUUCGACACCCGCUCCGAGCGCUACCGCCACCUGGGCUCCGAGGACGAGGAGACCAAUGAUGAAGAGUCGUGCCUAGAGAUUCGCCAGUUCUCCUCUUGUUCCCACCGCUUCAGCAAGGUUUAUAGCAGCUCCGAAUACCUGGCCAACCCCUCUGCCCUCAGCUCUGCAGCGUCGGACCCGGGCCGUGGCGACGACAAGGAAGACCGGCCGGAGCGCUGGGACCGCAGCUCCGGAGACGAGGAAAAGAGCCGGAACGCCGGCGGUGAGACCCGGCUCCGCGCCUGGACCUCCUGCGGAUCCACGGUCCACGCCUUCCGUCAAGAGUGUGGCCGCAGCCUGGCCACCCUCAGCAGCACCUGCAGCCUGGAAGCCAUGCCCAAGUUCGCCGUCUCCUCCGAAGACGAGAGCCCCUGCCGGGCACCGGCAAAGCGAGAGCGGCCAGUGUUUGUGGUCGGAGAUUCUGAGUCAGCGGCGUCAGCAGCACCGGCAAGGGCAGCCGCCAAGGCCUCGGCACUGGCAGCUGACCUGUCCAGCUUGACCCGCGUCCGUCUCCGGAGCAACAGCACGGGCACCAAGAACUCCACCCUGAGGGGCUCGGAGGUCGAGGGUGGCCGGCGGCCAGGCAGCCGCAAGGACACCCCCGGGAAGCCACAGCGCAUGUCAUCCACCGGCGGCAGGGUGCCCAAAUCGGCGUCGGUCUCUGCCCUCUCGCUCAUCAUCAGCUCAGAUGACUUUGGUGGGGGGGCCCUGGUGAGCCCCAUCUCGCCCCGAUCCCUGUCCUCCAACCCGUCGUCUCGGGAUUCCUCUCCCAGCCGGGACUCCCUCCUCGGGGGGCCCAGCCUGCGGCCCCCCGUGGUCAUCCACAGCUCCGGAAAGAAAUACGGCUUCACCCUGCGGGCCAUCCGGGUUUACAUGGGUGACAGUGAUGUCUACACCGUGCACCACAUGGUCUGGAGUGUGGAGGACAGCAGCCCGGCUCAGGAGGCUGGACUCCGAGCGGGAGACCUCAUCACGCACGUGAACGGCGAGUCGGUGCUGGGGCUGGUUCACAUGGAUGUGGUGGAGCUGCUGCUGAAGAGCGGGAACAAGGUGGCGCUGAGGACCACCGCCCUGGAGAACACCACUAUCAAGGUGGGCCCGGCCCGCAAGAACAGUUCCAAGACCCGCAUGGCGCGCCGGAGCAAGAAGGGCCGCAAACGGGACAGCCAAGACCGGAGGAAAUCCCUCUUCAAGAAGAUCUCAAAGCAAACGUCCGUGCUCCACACCAGCCGCAGCUUCUCCUCCGGCCUCCAUCACUCACUCUCCUCCAGCGAGAGCCUGCCCGGCUCCCCGACCCACAGCCUGUCUCCUGGGCCGACCCCCCCUUGCCGCAGCCCUGCCCCGGACUUCCCACCAGAUUCGGUCUCGCCGCAGAGCACCUCCCCGUCCUCCAGCACGCCCACGUCUCCGGCAGGCCACAUCCGGCCCAGCUCCCUGCACGGCCUGGCGCCCAAGCUCAGCAGCCAGCGCUACAAGGUCGGCCGGCGCAAGUCCACCAGCAGCAUCCCGCCCUCGCCUCUGGCCUGCACCCCGUCCUCCGCCUCCUCCUCCGCCGCCGCCGCCGCCCCACAGCCCCCGUCGCCGCAGAGGCCCCCGUCUCCGCUGCCCUCGUUCACCAAGAGCGCCACCCAGGCCUUCCAGGGCAAAACGCUCUCCCCGCCCACCGUGGUGCGGCAGGCCUCGCGCCCCCGCAGCGCCGACGGCGCCCGCUCCCCGCUGCUCAAGCGCGUCCAGUCGGCCGAGAAGAUCCCGGGUGUCCUGGCCGAGAAGAAGAUGGCCGGCGGCCGCCAGCUGAUGCUGGAGAUGCCCGUCUCGGGAGACGAGGGCGAGAGCAGUGGGGGAGAGGCCGGUGCUGGCGCUCCCCGGCUGCGCGACUGGCCCACGGAGCGCCACGAGCGAGACCAGGAGGUGGUGGUCAUGCGGCGGCUGAACCUGUCCGAGCGCCGGGACUCCUUCAAGAAGCAGGAGGCCGUCCAGGAGGUGAGCUUCGACGAGCCCGAGCCCGCGUCCGGCGGCGAGGACCCGGCCGAGAGCAAACCCAUGGCCUGGCGGAAGAGCGCCCACGCGGCCCCGUGGGUGGAGGGCAGGCCCGGCCCCUCGCCCCUCGUGGCGGCCGUCCUCAAGCCCGCCCCGGUGCCCCACAUCGCGGUGCAAGGAGACGAGGGGGCCGGGGCCGCCUGGGAGUGCCAGGGCUCCUACCCCGCCCGGCUGGAGGCCCGGGUCUACAUCGAGCAGGACGAUGGGACCACGGCCGUCGAGUACAAGAGCGUCUCCUCCCAGCGCCGGGGCAGCCGGGAGCAGAAGGAGAGCUCGCCCCCCCUCGGAGCCGGGCCCAGGACACGCCGCGGGGAGAAGGGGGACGCCGGGCCCCCCGACCCCCCCAGGGGGCCCGUGGGGGCAGAUCUGGAAAAGCAGCACCCGGGGGCCGCGAAAGGCGUCCUGCGCCCGGAAGACCAGAAAGGGGACCUCGUCCGAGGACAGAGAAGAGCCCCCGAGGACGAGUAGCCGAGGGACACAAACCGGGGGGGGGGUCCCUUUUCCUCCUUGUGACCCACCCGCCUCCUUCCCCUUCUCACCCCAUGGGGACUUGGGGGGCUGUGACUGAAGCCAAGCGAAGGGCUGGAGGUGAAGGAGAGGGCGGACGCUUUCCGCUAACUGGAAAAGGGCUCCUGUUUCUCUUGCACUUUGGGGCUGGGGGCAUUUUUAAGUGCUCCUGACGGGGGGUGGGGGAAGCUUCCAAAGCUGCACUUCUGCCCACGCCAUAAACGAAACCCCCCCCCAAGGCUCCAGAUCUCUGCUCUGCCCUUUGCAGCCGCCCAGGGCAGGGUCUUUGCACUCCAGGCACCCCCUCCAAAAAACAACACCCCACCAUGCUUUUUCAAGACAGAGACUAGCCUUCCCCAACCUGGGGUGCUCCAGAUGUGUUGGAAUUCAGCCCCCAUCAUCCUGGGUGUCAUGGGAGUUGUCGUCUGGCACAUCUGAAAGGUACCGUGUUGGAGAAAGCUGGCUAGCCACUACACGCUACUGGUAGCCCAAUUCUCUCGCUGAAAGUUGGACCCUGCAGAGGCCCGGUUAUCAAAGCGAUGAGAUCUGGGGCUGGGGCUGUUUGCCCUUCCUCAAAGGCUGGAAUGCCUCUCCUAAGGCAGGGAGACCUUUAAACAAAAAGAGGCUGGUGCUCGGGGGAUUGGGGCCCCGCCACCCACUGCCCCCGAAAAUGUCGCUGAAAUUGAAUUUGGCCCUCGGGGAGAUGGAGAAUCACCAGCCCCGGAGUGGGCUGUUCUAGGCUAGAUGGACCCGUGGCCCGUAUGAGGACCCCUCCUCUAUUCCCUUCUGCACCCUCUCCCCUAAAAGACUUUUCAAAUUCAUGUCUAUUUCGGUGUGUAAAGAAGGAUCAUUUAAAAAUACAAAAUCCUAUGGGCGUUAAGAAAACCUUAUUGGUUAUUUCAGAGUCCCUGAAGACAGGUGGGCGUUGGGGCUCAGAAACUGGAUCACGGUGUGGUUUUUUUGGGGGUGUGUGUGUUAUGCCACC
Elgaria multicarinata webbii is the source of this 5715-nucleotide messenger RNA. RefSeq names its product microtubule associated serine/threonine kinase 3 (gene MAST3). The record is from RefSeq and is a predicted model, not a curated record. The transcript is spliced from 28 exons. Lineage: Eukaryota; Metazoa; Chordata; Lepidosauria; Squamata; Anguidae. Gene Ontology annotation, molecular function: magnesium ion binding; protein binding; ATP binding. The coding region runs from base 48 to 4691 and encodes 1547 amino acids. Gene Ontology annotation, biological process: cytoskeleton organization; peptidyl-serine phosphorylation; intracellular signal transduction.